AUGACGACCAUACCGAUACUCAACAUUGAGCUGAGCGAGCUCAAGGAGAUAGUGUGGGCCAAGUUGCAGGAGCCUAAGGCUCAGCGAAAGUUGGUACUGAUUAUCGUUUCGAUAGCGUUGCUGCUCGACAACAUGCUUUACAUGGUGAUAGUGCCUAUCAUACCCGAUUACCUGAAAUACGUGGGCGCGUUCGGCGAUGUCGAGGACGAGGUGAACACGACGGGCACGCCGUCCCACCACGGCCAAGAUUCAGCCACGGGUGUGUUGUUCGCCUCGAAGGCCAUAGUACAGCUGAUGGUGAACCCGUUCUCGGGCGCGUUGAUAGACAGGAUCGGUUACGACAUACCCAUGAUGAUAGGAUUGUGCAUCAUGUUCCUGUCCACCGCAGUUUUCGCUUGCGGCCGAAGCUACGGGGUCCUCUUCUUCGCGAGGAGCUUGCAGGGAGUUGGCUCAGCUUUCGGCUGCCUGGUGGCGCCACCGUUCGGCGGCGCCCUCUACCAAUUCGCGGGCAAAGAGGUCCCCUUUCUGAUCCUCGCUUUCAUCAGCCUGGCGGACGGCGUGAUGCUCCUCCUCGUGAUGAAGCCGAUCAAGGAGCAAGUGAAGCAGAGGCAAGGCGAGAUGCGCCAAACGAUACCGAUUUGGCGGCUGCUCAUGGACCCGUACAUAGCCGUGUGCGCGGGAGCACUGAUGAUGUCGAACGUCGCGUUGGCCUUCCUCGAGCCUACCAUCUCCCUUUGGAUGGAGGACAACAUAACCAGGGACAAUUGGAAAAUGGGGAUGAUCUGGUUACCGGCCUUCUUCCCCCACGUGUUCGGGGUGAUGAUCACCGUGAAGAUGGCCAAGCAGUAUCCCCAACAACAGUGGCUGAUGGCCGCAUCGGGCCUAGCUUUGGAGGGCAUGUGCUGCUUCAUCAUACCGUUCUGCAGCAGCUACGGCGCCCUCAUGAUCCCGUUGUGCGGCAUCUGUUUCGGGAUAGCGUUGAUCGACACGGCUCUGCUCCCCACUCUUGGCUACCUGGUCGACGUGAGAUACGUCUCGGUCUACGGGAGCAUAUACGCCAUAGCCGACAUCUCGUACAGCGUGGCGUACGCUGUAGGGCCUAUCAUAGCUGGUGGCGUCGUCGAGGCGAUCGGUUUCACGGCUUUGAACAUCGGCAUAGCCUUCUCCAACCUCCUCUACGCGCCCGUGCUCAUGUACUUGAGGCACAUCUACGACUUCAAGCCGUUCCAGGACGAGGCAGACGUCCUGAUGCAAAACCCGCCCGACAAAGAGUACCAGACGUACGUGUUGCAGGAGCAGAGGCCCCUCUCGGGCGAGGUGGGCAACCAUUUGAACCAGACGCGUAUGGAGACGAACGUGGAUCAAGGCUACGUGGAUCAGAAUUACCAAGCUGGCCAGAAUUACGAUCAGAGCGGUUACGGGCAGAAUAUUAACGCGGCUGGAUAUACUCAGCCCUCCACCGGUUACGAGCAACCGCCUAUGUACGAGCAACAACCGGCCAAUUACAUGGGCCAACAGCCUAUGGCGUACUCCCAGCAGAGGCCGUACUCCCAGCAAGAGCCCCAGGCAGGAGGUCAAGUAGAUGUGAAUCCGUUCAGGAGGCCUGGAAAUGUCGAUCAGAAGCCCUCUGGCGAUAGCAAUCCGUUCAGGCAAGGGAUGUAUUAA
This is a messenger RNA of Apis dorsata (giant honeybee), 1665 nucleotides long. It is a transcript of the gene VAChT, whose product is annotated as vesicular acetylcholine transporter. Gene Ontology annotation, cellular component: terminal bouton; AP-1 adaptor complex; AP-2 adaptor complex. NCBI's taxonomy places the organism in Eukaryota, Metazoa, Arthropoda, Insecta, Hymenoptera, Apidae. The record is from RefSeq and is a predicted model, not a curated record. Bases 1 to 1665 code for a protein of 554 amino acids. The transcript has 2 exons. Gene Ontology annotation, molecular function: acetylcholine transmembrane transporter activity. Gene Ontology annotation, biological process: transmembrane transport; chemical synaptic transmission.